This is a messenger RNA of Eleginops maclovinus (Patagonian blennie), 964 nucleotides long. It is a transcript of the gene tex30, whose product is annotated as testis expressed 30. The record is from RefSeq and is a predicted model, not a curated record. Lineage: Eukaryota; Metazoa; Chordata; Actinopteri; Perciformes; Eleginopidae. Bases 339 to 890 code for a protein of 183 amino acids. The transcript has 5 exons.
CUUAGCUGAACCGCUUUGUAAAAAUGUAAGUGGACUAGUUUUAACGGUAGAGCUAGUAAAUUUAUAGUAUAGUAUUUCUCAUACCAAGGAUGGAUGGGAUUUAACUUCAAUGGGUAUGAAAAUGGCUCUUGUCAUCGUGGAUGUUUAGCUAACCUUAGUCCAGAUACCUGCUGGUGGUGCUGCAGAGACUUUCGUGUGCCCACUCACCAGACUCACUUUGAAUAGAAACACUGAAGGUGCCAUUUGGGACAAAGCACCUGGAUGCUGCCUUGUGUUUCCCUGCCUCAGUAACAGAUGUUCACACUGCUGUCAUUCUCACACAUGGGGCUGGUGGUGACAUGAACUUCAAACAUCUGGUUUCUCUGGCACAUGCCUUUGCUUCAGAUGGUUUCAUUUGUCUCCGUUUCACAUGCAAAGGUUUAAACCUCGGUUAUAGAGUGAAGGCUUACCGUGCUGUGUUGGAUUACCUGAAAUCUCAACAGAAGUUUACCAUAAAGCACAUUUUUGUUGGAGGCAGGUCGAUGGGAUGUCGUGCUGCUGCAGCUUUGGCUAGGCAGCUGAGUGAUGAAUCCGAGGAUGCGAUGCAGGGUGUCAUCUGCCUGUCUUUUCCCCUGCACCCUCCGGGACAGACGCAUGUCCAUCAGCAACGGAGCGAAGAUCUCAGAAGCCUCCCUGAACACAUGUCUGUGCUGUGUGUGUCAGGCACUGAGGACAACAUGUGUGACAGGGUCCUUUUUGAAGGGAUGGUUAAAGAAAUGAAAGCUCAAGUGGAGGUUUUCUGGCUGAAAGGAGGCAGCCAUGGCCUGACAGUUAAGGGAAGGCAGGAGGAGUCUGUGUUAGCGGAAGUGAAUCUUCAAGUCAUCACUUGGAUGAAUAAGCAGGCAGCAUAAUCAAUUUAUGUUAUCAGAUAUUUCUGUUGUUUGUUAUUUAUUUUUCUACUAGUUUAAUAAAGAAUAUAUCACAA